Messenger RNA from Leucoraja erinaceus (little skate), 2353 nucleotides. RefSeq names its product leucine aminopeptidase 3 (gene lap3). Gene Ontology annotation, biological process: proteolysis. Gene Ontology annotation, cellular component: cytoplasm. The transcript is spliced from 13 exons. NCBI's taxonomy places the organism in Eukaryota, Metazoa, Chordata, Chondrichthyes, Rajiformes, Rajidae. The coding region runs from base 57 to 1622 and encodes 521 amino acids. The record is from RefSeq and is a predicted model, not a curated record. Gene Ontology annotation, molecular function: metalloaminopeptidase activity; manganese ion binding.
GCGCUGUGUUGGGAGGCGGGAGGUCGAGGCCGAGGCCGCACUGUUUGCCAUUGAUCAUGGCCCUGGUCGGGGGAGUCCGGGCGCCGCUCCGCUCCCUCCUCAGGACGGGCUCGGCCUGGAACUCGAUCCGUUCCUGCCGCUACGCCAGCGGCUCCAAGGGUCUAGUGCUUGGUGUAUAUGAGGGAGGGAAGGAGGAUGAAACCAUUCAGUUCACGAAAGCUGGAGAAAUAUUUGACAGUUCUAUAGCUGGAAAGCUUAAUGAACUUCUGACCAUAUCUGGUCCUGCUCUUAAAAAAGGAAGAAGCCGUCUAUUUUAUGGACUGCAUCAGGAUUUUUCCCACAUUGUAGUUGUUGGUCUUGGUGACAAAAAUGCUGGAAUUAAUAGUUUGGAACAAUACGACGAAGGCAAAGAAAACAUUCGAGCUGCCAUAGCAGUUGGAUGCAGGCAGUUACAAGAUCUAGAGGUUCCUCAUGUGGAAGUUGAUCCGUGUGGGGAUGCCCAUUGUGCAGCAGAAGGAUCUGUUUUGGGUUUAUUUGAGUAUAAUGAGCUGAAGAAGAAGAAGAAAACAGCAGUCACUGUGAAGCCAUAUGGAAGUUUGGAAAAUGAAGCAUGGCAGAGAGGAGUUAUGUAUGCAGAAGGACAGAAUUUGGCUCGGCAUUUGAUGGAAGCACCGGCUAAUUAUUUAACUCCAACUAGUUUUGCAGAGAUCAUUCAACAAGCACUACAUUCAACAGGUGAUAACGUGGAAGUGCAUAUAAGGCCCAAAUCCUGGAUUGAGGAGCAACAGAUGGGAGCCUUCCUUAGUGUAGCCAAAGGCUCAGAUGAAGAGCCAGUAUUUUUAGAGAUUCACUAUAAUGGUUCUGCACACACCAGUGAAUCACCAUUAGUUUUUGUCGGAAAAGGGAUUACAUUUGACAGUGGUGGAAUUUCAAUUAAACCUGCCUCGGGGAUGGAUGCAAUGAGAGCCGACAUGGGAGGAGCAGCAACAGUCUGUUCUGCCAUAACGACUGCAGCAUCUUUGAAACUUCCCCUUAACAUCAUAGGUCUGGCUCCUUUGUGUGAGAAUAUGGUGAAUGGCAGAGCAAAUAAACCUGGUGAUGUGGUCAGAGCUAAAAAUGGCAAAACUAUACAGGUGGAUAACACUGAUGCUGAGGGUCGUUUGAUACUGGCUGAUGCCCUAUGCUAUGCACACAACUUUAACCCCAAAGCAGUUGUAAAUGCUGCAACCUUAACAGGUGCUAUGGAUGUUGCCUUGGGAUCAGCAGCUACUGGGGUUUUCACCAACUCCGACUGGUUGUGGGAACACCUCAGAGAAGCUAGCAUCGUGACUGGAGAUCGUGUGUGGAGGAUGCCCCUUUUCCAACAUUAUACCAGACAAAUCACAGAAUCACAACUAGCCGACCUGAAUAACAUUGGCAAAUACAGGUCUGGCGGAGCAUGUACAGCUGCAGCAUUCCUUCGCGAGUUUGUUACAGUACCUCACUGGGCUCACCUCGACAUAGCUGGCGUAAUGUCAAACAAAGAUGAAGUUCCUUAUCUGCGGAAAGGAAUGGCAGGAAGACCCACACGGACGUUGGUAGAAUUUGCAGUCUCCUUGAGCCAAGAAACUCAGAAAUCAUGAUGUAUAUUUAAUGAUUAAUCCACAUGUGUUCUUUUCUUUAGUUUUAGAACUCUGGUAAGCAUACCUAUGACCUUAGGUAGACACAAAAUGCUGGAGUAAAUCAGCGGGUCAAGCAGCAUCUCUGGAGAAUGGGUGACAUUUUGUGUCGAGACACUUCUUCAGACUGAAGAAGGAUCACCGUCCGAAACAUCACCCAUUCCUUCUCUCCAGAUAUGCCGCUUGACCCGCUGAGUUACUCCAGCAUUUUGUGUCUGCCUUUGAUUUUACCAGCAUCUGCAGUUCUUUCGUACUCCCUAUGACCUUAUUUGGAUUUGUGAAUUAAUUUUUUUUCUACCUUCAUCUAAAAUGUAAGACUUUUUUUGAAUGUCAAAUUUUGUUAAUUAUUUUUUUUAUAAUUAUGACUGAUAAUUGCAGUAAUGGCAUCUGAAUAUAUCCCGCGAUUUUUGUCCAUAAACUUUCUGCUCUUAUUCAGUGGCUCCUGCACACUUGCUGCUACACGGGGACAUUUCUUUGCAGCCGCACAAUAGCUGCAAUGUACCCUGUCAUUCUUGGACAGUUGCAAACCUGUCGGUUUUGAAAAAUAGUGAAUUUAGUUGGAAAAGAAGUGUUCAGUUGAAAGGAAAAACUGAUAUAUAUUUUGUGCCUUGAAUAUUUCUAACCAUGAACUCCAGUAACAUUCAAUGCAAAAAUGAGACCAUGUAAGUCAAAUAAAUAAAAUAAAUUGGACAUUC